GAGCUGCUCGAGAGAGGAUCCAAAGCCCUAGGUCUCAUCUGAGUGUGUCUUCAGCAGGCCGCCCCCCACGUGAAAGCGGAGGUUGGAAACUCCAUGCUGCUGGCAGGCCACAUCUUUAUCCUGCUAGGGGGGAUCUACCUCCUCGUGGGCCAGCUGUGGUACUUCUGGCGGCGCCACCUGUUCAUCUGGAUGUCGUUCAUAGACAGCUACUUUGAAAUCCUCUUCCUGUUCCAGUCCCUGCUCACAGUGCUGUCCCAGGUGCUGUGUUUCCUGGCCAUCGAGUGGUACCUGCCCCUGCUUGUGUCUGCGCUGGUGCUGGGCUGGCUGAACCUGCUUUACUAUACACGUGGCUUCCAGCACACAGGCAUCUACAGUGUCAUGAUCCAGAAGGUCAUCCUGCGGGACCUGCUGCGCUUCCUUCUGAUCUACUUAGUCUUCCUUUUCGGCUUCGCUGUAGCCCUGGUGAGCCUGAGCCAGGAGGCUUGGCGUUCUGAAGCUCCUACAGGCCCCAAUGCCACAGAGUCGGUGCAGCCCAUGGAGGGACAGGAGGAUGAGGGCAACAGGGCUCUGUACAGGGGUAUCCUGGAAGCCUCCUUGGAGCUCUUCAAAUUCACCAUCGGCAUGGGCGAGCUGGCCUUCCAGGAACAGCUGCACUUCCGUGGCAUGGUGCUGCUGCUGCUGCUGGCCUACGUGCUGCUCACCUACAUCCUGCUGCUCAACAUGCUCAUCGCCCUCAUGAGCGAGACCGUCAACAGUGUCGCCACUGACAGCUGGAGUAUCUGGAAGCUGCAGAAAGCCAUCUCUGUCCUAGAGAUGGAGAAUGGCUAUUGGUGGUGCAGGAAGAAGCAGCAGCGGGCAGGCGUGAUGCUGACCGUCGGCACUAAGCCAGAUGGCAGCGCCGAUGAGCGCUGGUGCUUCAGGGUGGAGGAGGUGAACUGGGCUUCGUGGGAGCAGACGCUGCCUACGCUGUGUGAGGACCCAUCAGGGGCAGCCGUCCCUCGAACUCUCAAGAACCCUGUCCUGGCUUCCCCACCCAAGGAUGAAGAUGGUGCCUCUGAGGAAGACCAUGUGCCCCUCCAGCCUCUCCAGUCCAACUGAUGGCCCAGAUGCAGCAGGAGGCCAGAGGACAGAGCAGGGGAUAUUUCCAGCCACAUCUGCUGGCUCUGGGGUCCCAGUGAAUUCUGGUGACAAAUAUAUAUUUUCACUAACUC
Messenger RNA from Piliocolobus tephrosceles (Ugandan red Colobus), 1211 nucleotides. RefSeq names its product transient receptor potential cation channel subfamily V member 2 (gene TRPV2). Gene Ontology annotation, biological process: calcium ion import across plasma membrane. Bases 94 to 1098 code for a protein of 334 amino acids. The record is from RefSeq and is a predicted model, not a curated record. The transcript has 8 exons. Gene Ontology annotation, molecular function: calcium channel activity. Gene Ontology annotation, cellular component: plasma membrane. Lineage: Eukaryota; Metazoa; Chordata; Mammalia; Primates; Cercopithecidae.